ACCCUGGUGGGAUUAUGGGACCACCUGGACAUCCAGGUCCAAAAGGUGAUAUGGGGCCUCCUGGACCAAGUCUACCUGGAACACCAGGUCCCACUGGUGUUCCUGGAAACCCCGGUCCACGGGGACCAAAGGGAGAAAGAGGACUACCUGGUGUACAGGGAGCACCUGGGGAGAUGGGGCCCCCUGGAAUAGGCAUUCAGGGAUCACCAGGUCCUAUAGGUCCAACUGGAUCAGCAGGUGUGCAGGGCCCUAGGGGACCUCCAGGGUUACCAGGAACUCCAGGUACCCCUGGAAUUAAUGGCACUCCAGGAAGAGAUGGAAAGCCAGGACUACCAGGUCCUCCAGGUGAUCCUGUUGCACUGCCACUUGUGGGAGACAUGGGUGCUAUACUGAAGGGUGAUCCUGGCACAAGAGGUCCUCCAGGCAUCCCUGGUAGAGAAGGGCCAAAGGGAAGCAAAGGUGAACGUGGAUUUCCUGGGCUUGCGGGAGAGAAGGGCGAUGAGGUACAAGUACUUCAUUUCUACAGCAGCUGCAUCCUUGUCUGAACCUGAGUAAAGACCUAGACUGGGAAUGAAAUGCACAG
Empidonax traillii (willow flycatcher) is the source of this 583-nucleotide messenger RNA. RefSeq names its product collagen alpha-1(XIX) chain-like. The transcript has 9 exons. The coding region runs from base 15 to 545 and encodes 176 amino acids. The record is from RefSeq and is a predicted model, not a curated record. NCBI's taxonomy places the organism in Eukaryota, Metazoa, Chordata, Aves, Passeriformes, Tyrannidae.